Physeter macrocephalus (sperm whale) is the source of this 2058-nucleotide messenger RNA. It is a transcript of the gene CLEC2L, whose product is annotated as C-type lectin domain family 2 member L. NCBI's taxonomy places the organism in Eukaryota, Metazoa, Chordata, Mammalia, Artiodactyla, Physeteridae. The record is from RefSeq and is a predicted model, not a curated record. The coding region runs from base 1 to 576 and encodes 191 amino acids. The transcript is spliced from 5 exons.
AUGGAGCCGGCCCGGGAGCCCCCCGCGCGGGCCCGGCCGCCGCCGCCGCCGCCCCCCGCCGUCAGCCCCGCGCCGGCCCCCGCCGCGCCCAGGCUGCGCUCGCCCGCCGAAGCGGAGGGCCGCGGUCCCGAGGGGCUGCUGCGGCGAUCGGGGUCGGGCUACGAGGGCAGCACCAGCUGGAAAGCGGCCUUGGAGGCUUCCAAGGGCUGCAUCAAGUGCGAGGCGCCCUGCCCGGAGGACUGGCUGCUCUACGGAAGGAAAUGCUACUUCUUUUCUGAGGAACCGAGAGACUGGAACACGGGCAGGCAGUACUGUCACGGCCACGAGGCCGCGCUGGCUGUGAUCCAGAGCCAGAAGGAGCUGGAAUUCAUGUUCAAGUUCACACGGAGGGAGCCCUGGAUUGGUCUGCGCAGAGUGGGGGACGAAUUCCACUGGGUCAACGGGGACCCAUUUGACCCAGACACAUUCCACAUCUCGGGCCCGGGGGAGUGCGUCUUCGUGGAGCCCACCAGGCUGGUGUCGACGGAGUGUUUGAUGACCCGGCCCUGGGUGUGCAGCAAGAUGGCCUACACAUGAGGCCCAGCUCGAGCCCCCUGGGACUCCUUCCAGGACAGCAGCAGCCCUCAGUGACCACUCCCUCACCCCAGCACCUCCAGCACUUAAGACUGAGCCUCUCACACCGCCGGAGUCUGUCGGAAGUUUUCAUCUGUGACUCAUCGCUAAAGUCAUCUGACCACUCUUGGCAUCUGAUUAUAAGCCCCUGGAUAGCAGGGAUUAUGUGUCACUGGCCUCUUUGUAGCACACAUAGCAUGUGCUCAAAAAACACUGUUGUAUAUGACAAUAAGAUUGCCCCCAAAUGCCAUCUCUGAAACCCUUUGCCACGGUGGGAGACAGCAGUGGCCGGCCAUCAUAAGAGGCUCGUCUUUUUGGCUUUGGUGGGCGUGGCUUGGUUUUAGAGGCCCGGCAAGAUGCACUCUUUAGUUUGUUUUGCUUCAGUUAAGUUAGCUCGCUCACAUUCCCUAAGCAUGUAGAUACUGGGCGGGCUGAGUGGAGGUGAAAGGGCGCAUCCGGGCCGUGAGGGAGAGCUGCCUUCGCCUCCAGAACAUCCUCUGCAUCAUACACAGAGCCCAGCUGGCGGGGCCGAAGAGCUGGCUGUGAGUGGAAACCAGGCCCGGGGAGGGUUUCCAUCAGUGACUGGGGUUGGCGGCUGAAGAUUCCUGUGGUCACCAGGAUAAUUAUGCUAACAUCACUGUGCUGUUUGUGAAAGACCUGGUUUUCAGAAAUGCCCACUGUACUUACACCAGGAGGGGAUGGAGGUAACUGCUCUUUCCUUAGUCCGUAAAGAACUCCAAACUGGGAGCAAGUAUGAGACUCAAACAGGGGUCAUCCAGAAAACCUCCUGCCGUGCCCAUCAGAGAUCCCACGUCUCAGCCUGGAGUGGAUACACACUUGGCCUGACUCAGAAGACCUGCCCGAGUCUAGUCUGGGGCCAGCUCUACCAACAAGCAGACGUGUAGCUCAGGCUGCUGUGCUCAACCUCCCUGACCCCAGGCUUCACCUCUAAUAUAAAGUAGAAAUCGUGCCUGCCCUGCCUACCUCACAGGGUUUUGAGAACUGUAGAUGUUAGAAUUUCAGGGAUUAGAAAUUAUCGACCCCAUUCUCACUAUCCAUGAGACCCCGAGAGGUUAAAUAACACGUCCAAGGUCACGCAUCUAGUGGCAGAGCUAGACCUCAGGUCUUGUGGAUUCUCUAUUCGUUGUUGAUACUAUUAUUGCACGUAUCAUGCUUUAUUUGUUCACCUGUCCACCAUCCACGCAGAAGUGUAAGCCCCUAGAGGGCAGGGAUCCACUCUCAUGCUCCUUUUUUCUCUAGCGCCUGGUACAUACUAAAGGUGCUCAAUAAACGUGUGUUGACCUAAACUGAUCUUGACUCCUAGUUGAAGUUCUCCUUCUUCUACACCAUGCUGUCUCUGAUCUCAGAAAUCUGUACUGCCAGUCCAGCUGCCCGUAAAACGUAUGAAAACUUGCAGAUGUUUUAGAGAAAAAGAUAAGAUGCUCA